AUGGAGGGUGCAAACACCGUGGUUGAACAACCUGCGGCAUCACCGUCCAAGUUCCCGUUGAGCUUUUGGGAAGCCACGGUGGCUUCAACGGUGGCGUUGAUUUUUGCGGUGGGUAUUCUUGGCGUGUACCUCACCAUGCCCGAUUCCGAUUAUAGCUUCCUCAAGCUCCCCCGCACCCUCCAAGACCUUCAACUCCUUCGAGAUGACCUUGAGAGCUACACAAGUGACUACACUGCACAAGUCUUGGUGGGGUAUUGCGUGGUAUAUAUUUUCAUGCAGACUUUCAUGAUUCCAGGAACUGUGUUCAUGUCAUUGCUUGCUGGAGCACUCUUUGGAGUUUUUAAAGGAGUGGCUCUGGUUGUGUUCACUGCCACAGCAGGAGCUUCUUCAUGCUACUUCCUGUCUAAACUGAUUGGACGUCCAAUUCUCUCUUCUCUUUGGCCUGAAAAGUUGAAAUUCUUCCAAACUCAGGUGGCUAGAAGGAGAAAGAGUUUGUUGAACUACAUGCUGUUUCUGAGAUUGACUCCGACCCUGCCCAACACAUUUAUUAAUUUUGCUUCACCAAUUGUGGAUGUGCCUUAUCAUAUCUUCUUCUUGGCAACUGUUAUUGGACUGAUACCUGCGGCUUAUGUCACUGUCAAGGCUGGGUUAGCUCUUGGAGAGUUAAAAUCCGUGGCAGAUCUCUAUGAUUUCAACUCAAUUGCUACCUUGUUCCUCAUUGGUGUAGUGUCAGUUACACCCACCCUAAUGAACAAGAACGAAUCAUAG
Messenger RNA from Sphenostylis stenocarpa, 768 nucleotides. The record is from the annotation of a GenBank genome assembly. NCBI's taxonomy places the organism in Eukaryota, Viridiplantae, Streptophyta, Magnoliopsida, Fabales, Fabaceae.